This is a messenger RNA of Eremothecium cymbalariae DBVPG#7215, 726 nucleotides long. It is a transcript of the gene ERG29, whose product is annotated as Erg29p. NCBI's taxonomy places the organism in Eukaryota, Fungi, Ascomycota, Saccharomycetes, Saccharomycetales, Saccharomycetaceae. The record is from RefSeq and is a predicted model, not a curated record. Bases 1 to 726 code for a protein of 241 amino acids. The transcript has a single exon.
AUGUUAAUCACGACGUUGGGUUUUCUGCGUGAUGCAUACUGGCAUUAUGAAGAUAUUCUUCUGAAGUGGCUGCGGCAAAUCCCAUAUCUGAAGGAAUAUACGGAAGAGCGAGUGAGCUCACGGAUCACGUUGUUUUUAAUAAUCAUGGGAGCGUUUGCUUGUAUUAAUGAGCUAUAUAUAACAAUUGAAAUGACAUUUAUACAGAAGGAAACGUAUGAGGAGCUGAGGAGACGCAAGCUGAAUGAGACACUGAAAGAUCACCGGGUAGUGCUGGAUGAUUCAUAUCAUGGCCGAGAGUUUUUGGAUGAAAAGACAGGGAUUGUGAUUGAAGAGUUUGAGAGCAGAGAGAAGUUUUUCUCCAAGCCGGUUCAUGUGGCACAUUUGUAUGCUAACUGCAGGGUACUGGACGGGUCAGAUGAGGCGCGGAGCCUGGGCCAGCUUCUAAAUUUCCAUAUUGAAUUUUCCCCUGAAGAAUUCGAAGAUCAGCGAAGACCGGAAUUUGGGACUUCGUUGAAGGUAUUGAGAAGAAGGUUAUACCAUUUGUUCAAGGAUACGGAAAUAUUCCGUACUUUGGCUGCGGACAAAGGCACAGAUUUCACUGUUUCAAAAAGUGUUAAAAUCUACAAUACUUUUGAUGAGGAACUGCCUACAAACCUUGAUGAUGUACAGUUGUGUUUUUUAAAAAUAGAAACAGGGGAUACUAUAAACUGUAAGUUUUUCGUUUAA